AUGUACAACAACGUACGUUGGCUAAGCCGAGGUCACGUUCUGGAACGGUUUGUGGAAUGCCUUGAUGAAAUUCGAAUCUUUAUGGAUGAUAACAAACAAAAUUGCUCAGAAUUGACAAAUGUUGACUGGCUUAUCAGGCUAAUAUUUUUUACCGAUUUUUCAUCCCAUUUAAAUGAGCUUAAUACGAAGUUGCAAGGUUUCGGAAAAUCUGUCGAUCAGGCAUUUGACGUCUUGACAGCAUUUGAGAAAAAGUUGAAGAUUUACAAACGUGACAUAGAGAAGGAAGAAUUAAAAUAUUUUAACAAACUGAAGAAAUUCUAUGAUGAUUUAAAAGUUCACGAUACUGCCGGCAAAGAUUUUCAGAAAAGAUUGUUUUUAGAGAUAAUUGACACAACUGCUGAACAAUUUUCACUGCGUUUUGAACAAUUUCGAAAAUUCGAGUACACCUCCAAAUUUAUAAAAUAUCCAGAUACAGUAGAUUUUGAAACUCUGGAUUUGACCAUGUUUUCUUGGAUGGGAUUACACGACUUUGAAAUGCAACUUGUUGAGUUUCAGUCCAGCGCAAUUUGGAGACAGAAAUUUAUUGACUUACGAAUACGACUUGAAUUAAUUGAACGUGAACGGUUAAAUGGAUCAUUAGAACCUCAGAUAUUAGCAGAAAAUGAGAUCCUUCAAGUUUGGAAUGACCUGCCUAAAACUUUCAAUUCUCUGAUAAAAGUAGCAACAUCCAUUCUGUCAAUUUUCUCGUCUACUUACUCAUGCGAAUCUUUAUUUUCUACAAUGAAUUAUAUUAAAUCAGAUGCCAGAAGUUGCUUGACCGAUGAACUAAGUGCGGCGUGUGUAACUUUGAAGAAUACACGGUAUACACCAGAUAUCAAACUGUUAUCGUCUACCACACAACAGCAGAAGUCGCACUGA
This is a messenger RNA of Biomphalaria glabrata, 918 nucleotides long. RefSeq names its product general transcription factor II-I repeat domain-containing protein 2-like. The coding region runs from base 1 to 918 and encodes 305 amino acids. Lineage: Eukaryota; Metazoa; Mollusca; Gastropoda; Planorbidae. The record is from RefSeq and is a predicted model, not a curated record. The transcript has a single exon. Gene Ontology annotation, molecular function: protein dimerization activity.